Messenger RNA from Phaeodactylum tricornutum CCAP 1055/1, 1167 nucleotides. RefSeq lists its product with no specific name. Lineage: Eukaryota; Bacillariophyta; Bacillariophyceae; Surirellales; Neidiaceae. The coding region runs from base 1 to 1167 and encodes 388 amino acids. The transcript has a single exon. The record is from RefSeq and is a predicted model, not a curated record.
AUGGCGCGACGAACAUACCAGCCUCGUCGCGAAUGCUUGACGAUCCUCCCUACUAACACGAAGUGGAAUACCUAUCGUAUUGUCAUAAUUUUGCUCGUACUCGCGCUUGACUUCAAUGGAUCGGUCGUCGUACGCGCGAAACUCUUAGCCGCCGUGAUCCUUCCGCACGGCGACUUUGCCUACGACCCGACGUUGCUGCCGACAUCCCAUCCCGGUCGACCGAUAGCCGAUCGAUUGGCUAGUACAUCGCGUGCCGUCGGUCACUGGCUUGUCCAAAAGAAUGUCGCUCCCGACGUUCUUUUCUUUUCAACGCCACACGGGAUUGCCCUGUCCAACGAUUUCGCCCUGUACCUGGGCUCCAUGGCCAGUGGGACCGCGCGGAUUGGAAAAGAUCUACGCAAUGCCAGUUUCAUUCCCUACAAUGUGCGUAUUGCCAACGUAACAUUGGCUCCCACAAUGGUGGCAGAUCUUAUACAUUAUUUGCGAGUACUGCGGCAACAAAAUGUGUCGGGCGUUUCCACCUCGCCCGAUGAUGCCGAUGACGUUCCUUUGCAUUGGGCCGAAGUCAUUCCACUUUCGUUUCUGGAUUCCAACAAAAAAGGCAGCGUUGUAGGAAGAGAACAAUCCGCUCUCAGAAAAUCUCAUCGGCGACGUCGCUUACCCACAGGCGCCGGCAAAACGAGGCAGCAUUUGAUAUGGUCCCAUCCGUUGCAGCGGUACAACGCAGCACCAGCCAUGGUUCCGGAAUUGCUGCACGUAGGAUGUCUACUGCGGACUUGGCUUGAACAGCGCCCUGAAACAUUUGCAGUCGUCGUCUCCGCCGAUUUGUCUCAUACACAUCGACAGGACGGUCCCUACGGAUAUUCCAACACUUCAAUAGCCUUUGAUGCCGCCCUAGUGGAAUGGGCGAGCGGCAAUCCUUGUCGGAACCAAGCUGCUCUACUGGAGCGGGCUCGACACUUACAAGCAGGAGCAAAAUCUUGUGGAUACACCGGCCUGGUCCUUUUGCACGGAAUACUUUGCUCAAGCAACGAAAAUUGGGAAUCCCAGUCGCCCCACAAUUCGCAAUUGUGGGAAUCCAAGGUAUGGGCAAACGGAAACGCGACCUAUUUUGGCAUGAUGGCCGUCAGUAUCGCAAAGAAUUUUGAGGAUAUAUCCUCACCAUGA